Messenger RNA from Didymella exigua CBS 183.55, 1332 nucleotides. Its product is annotated as FAD/NAD(P)-binding domain-containing protein. The record is from RefSeq and is a predicted model, not a curated record. Gene Ontology annotation, molecular function: FAD binding. Gene Ontology annotation, biological process: secondary metabolite biosynthetic process. NCBI's taxonomy places the organism in Eukaryota, Fungi, Ascomycota, Dothideomycetes, Pleosporales, Didymellaceae. Bases 1 to 1332 code for a protein of 443 amino acids. The transcript has 2 exons.
AUGGCUGAUCAGCAGUUCGAUAUUGCCAUUAUUGGCGCAGGGAUAGGCGGUCUUGCGCUGGCAAUUGGUCUGACUCACCAUAGAAUCCCUUUCACCAUCUACGAAUCGGCGCCGGCCUUCUCAACGAUCGGCGCCGGCGUCGGACUCGGACCCAACUCUCUGAAAGCCAUGGAUCUCAUCGACAAACGUCUCCGCGACAAGUACAUGCAGAUCGCUACGGGGAAUCUGAGGCCCGAGAAGAGACACGUCAUGAUGGAAGCAAUGCGCAUGGAGGAUGGCUUGGGUGAGGGAGAGAAAUGGUGGGGGCAUGGCGAAUGGGGAGCGCCGUACUUUGAGCGAACCGGUGCUCACAGGAAGGAUCUUCUGGACAUCAUGACGAGCUUCAUAGACGUGGACGCUGUCCGAUUCGGGAGAACUGUCGCCAAGGUCGAACAGAACGACGACCAGGUCACAUUGGCCUUCACCGACGGCAGCGUCGCAACUCACGCCGCAGCGAUCGGUUGCGGGGGAAUCAGGGGCCUCGAGAGACGUGCCGUGCUGGACGACCGCUAUCCGGACUCGGUGGAACCGCAGUACACGAACAAGUACGUCUACCGGACGAUCAUAUCCAUGGAAGAUGCGAAGCAGAUCUUGGGAGACCUGAGUACGGACGCCAAAAUGUACAUGAGCAGGACAUCGAAUCUAUCGACGUAUCCAAUCAGUGGAGGCAGGCAGGUCAACGUUGUUGCUUUCAAGAGAGACUCGAACAAUUGGACACACCCCGGGAACACAUACGAGGUCGACAGGAAGACGAUGGCGGAAGACUUCUCAGACAUCAAAGUCGACGACAGGUUGCUGAAACUGUUCGAGUUCAUCGCGCCCACGCGAUGGGCCAUCUUCGACCACCCCUCCACGCCCACCUACUACAACUCUCUGGUUUGCCUCGUCGGCGACGUCGCGCACGCCAGCGGCCCGCACCAGGGUGCAGGCGCCGGUCAGGGUCUCGAGGACGCCCUCGUCUUAACGCACGCGCUCGGAAAGCUGUGCACGGCCGUCCCAGCAGCGACGCUCAACACGCCAUCGGCGGCGCGAACGCGCGCCCUCGAAGCAGCCUUUGCGGCCUACGAUGAAAUCAGACGCCCGCGCGCGCAGAAGCAGGUCCGCACUGCCCGAGAAUGCGGCGAGAUUUACAACCUGCGCGACCCGCUCACCGGCGCGGACCUGAGCAUCGAGGACGCGCUACAGGACUUGAAUGCCCGCUUCGAAUGGCUCUGGACGCACGACCUCGCCGCAGAUGUCCGGCUGGUGGAGGAGAAGACUGCGGCACUGCUCCGCGCGCUGGAGCAGCGCUAA